CGUGGAGAAGUUCUUGAAGGAUGAUCGCCCUGUCAGUGAUUGUAACGCUGAACUCCAGUAUCUCGGUGAUGGUGAUGGUAAAGAUGGUGAUGGUAAAGAUGUUGAUGAUAGCGAUGAUGGUGCUGGCGUUGGCGCCAAGUGAAGUUUAAUCCUAGGUUCAUUCCUGGCUUUGGAUUGACGGAUGGUGAAGGCAUGGAAGGGUUCUGGUCGUACCUUUCUUGUUAUGUCACACUCACUAGAAAUAUGGCUGCUGCAACCAGAAAGUUGACCUUAACCGACGGUGUGCGAUACUUUGCGUGGACGAAGAUGGAUAAGAUCGGUAAAUUUCUCUUGAAAAAGUGGUCGACGAACGAGAAGCUGAUUGCCUGCCUGGAGAGUGAUAUGAUGGGGGUAUCCAUGGAGGAGCUGAAGGAGAGAUGGGCUUGUGUUGUCGUAAAGAUAAUUGAUUCUAAGGAGAGAAUGAGAAGGAAAACUGGCUUGACAACACCACGUUUUCCUGCCUCGACCUUCGCUCGUGGGAAGUUGGUGGGCGAAGCUGAUGUCAGACGGAAUGCCGAAGAAGACCUUGAAAGAUACGUUUUUGUAUCUUAUUCAUAUGUCUUCUUAAAGGUUCGUAUUUGCAACGGUGCUCUUGAGCGUAGCGAGACCACUUGCAUCAAGACCGAGAUGAAGAGGACGUUGGACGAAAUGAGAUUCUUAGAGCAAGUGUUGAAUAGAGUAGAUUGUCGACCCGAAACUCUGCUUGACCCAUUGUUUGAUGGUUACCACCAAAGAGACUUUGCGUCAGUGGAGGAUAGGUUGCUUCAAUUUAUUUCCACUACCGCACAAGGGAUUCAUUUCCGACUUCGGUACCUUAAACUUGGAAAGGUUGGCCAAAAAAACCUUGAUGACAAGCUUGACGAUCUCAGACGUGAACAAGAAGAUCUCAAAAAACUUGUCACAGCCUACAACAAAUACAUUGGUACGUAAUUACGAAUUUCUUUUCAUUCGUUUGCAUAACCGUGUAUUUUAUUAUCUUAUAAGUCCACGCAAAAAAAAAAAGCAACAUCUUGACCACAAAAACAUCAUAAAAAAAUCAUAAACGGCGAUCUGAUCUAUCAGUAUAUGCAGAAACAGAUCGGCAUUAGCCUACCACCCACCAUCUUGACAUUUCAUCGACUUGAUAGGGCAAGAGAAGAAAAAGAAAUUCUAAAGGGCGAGAUAGCUAGGGUGAUUUCCUAUUGCUCUAAAAAAACGGAAUCUCUUGCCUCCGCAGUUCGAGAUGUAGAAUGUCUGCUACGCCUCUGUGAUAAUCUAGAUUCAC
Molecule: messenger RNA, 1303 nt
Organism: Mucor mucedo
Lineage: Eukaryota; Fungi; Mucoromycota; Mucoromycetes; Mucorales; Mucoraceae
Exons: 6
Coding region: 193-969 (258 amino acids)
Source: RefSeq, a predicted model, not a curated record